GGACAAUAUUUGGUCUUCAAAUAAUCUUCAACCAUGUCAUCUUCUUCUUCUUCGAUUCUUGUAAUCCAAAUUCCUACAGCAACAACGGUUUCUGCUGUGAAGCAGAUAUCACUUUUCAAACCUCUUAAUCUGAAUUUUCAAAAAGGCAGAAGCAUCCAACGGCAGCUGAAUCACCAUGCUCCCUGCCACAACUCAGUUAAGCCAUUGCGGUUACGGUGCUCAGCUUCUUCCAGUGGUGGGGACCACCUCCAUGAAGAUGAUGCUAUUGUUCUCCAUGUUCGGGGAAUGAUGUGUGAGGGAUGUGCAUCUAGCGUCAAAAAAAUUCUCGAAACUCAACCACAAGUGUUAUCUGCAACUGUGAAUCUAGCAUCAGAGACAGCACUAGUUUCACCUUUAUUAUCUGAAGAUAAAACUCCACCAAAUUGGCAAAAGCAGUUAGGAGAAACACUUGCAAACCAUUUAACUACAUGUGGUUUUGCAACUACCCUUAGAGGUCAGGAAGAUAGUCGCUAAAAAGUGGUCAUCUAAAGUCAAAGGUUUAAGUAGGUGAUUCUGAGGCCACUUAUGGUGAUUAUUCGACCUGCGCGCUGUAGAAUUUACUGAUGUUCAAUAUCAAGAAAUUUGUGGACUCAUUUAUGUGAAAAUGGUUGGGUUUUGUGUGCACUUUUGCCGUAAAUAGUAUAUGUGUAACCUCCACUGAUUUUGGAUGCUUGAAAAAUUUUACAAAAGGCUAUUCGAAAAAAUUGCAAGCAACUUCAAACCAA
Vicia villosa (hairy vetch) is the source of this 764-nucleotide messenger RNA. Its product is annotated as copper-transporting ATPase PAA1, chloroplastic-like. The record is from RefSeq and is a predicted model, not a curated record. The transcript is spliced from 5 exons. Gene Ontology annotation, molecular function: metal ion binding. Bases 34 to 513 code for a protein of 159 amino acids. Lineage: Eukaryota; Viridiplantae; Streptophyta; Magnoliopsida; Fabales; Fabaceae.